Messenger RNA from Hydractinia symbiolongicarpus, 2704 nucleotides. Its product is annotated as DNA-directed RNA polymerase III subunit RPC10-like. The record is from RefSeq and is a predicted model, not a curated record. The transcript has 3 exons. The coding region runs from base 930 to 1256 and encodes 108 amino acids. Gene Ontology annotation, molecular function: zinc ion binding; DNA-directed RNA polymerase activity; nucleic acid binding. Gene Ontology annotation, biological process: termination of RNA polymerase III transcription; DNA-templated transcription. Gene Ontology annotation, cellular component: RNA polymerase III complex. Lineage: Eukaryota; Metazoa; Cnidaria; Hydrozoa; Anthoathecata; Hydractiniidae.
AAAAAUGCAUAUUUUUCUUUCUGUUGUCAUAAUUCACUUAUCAGUAAUUUAUGCAAAAAAUCCGGGAACCUUUUGUGUAUAAAUUAUUUAGCUUUUCUUUACCGAAAAUUUUGAUGAGCCAAUAGGAAGCUUUCGAAAAAAGAAACCACAAACGUUAGGGCAUGUAUGUGAAAAUUUACUAACAAGAUAUUUGUUUUUAAAUAUUUUCGUGGGUGUUAUGAAAAUGUGUGAACUGGGUAUGCAGAAAGAUGUUUGAAGUGUGAACUUUUUCUUUAUGCUGAAUAUGCGUGCAUGUGUUCAGAUUUAUUAAUAGACAAAAGUCAAGGUUACAAGAGACAGCUUUAUGCAUACUACUAAACUUUGAUUUUUUUUAUGAUUUUUUGUACGACAACAUUUACAUAUAUAAAUCGAUGGUUAAAGUAUUCUACUAAAAAACAUAUUUAUGCAUAUUUUUAUACGGGAGUUCCAUAUCAUGCAAAAUGUUUAAAAAAUAUGCUCAACUCACCUUGCACAUAUUUCCUUUAUUAUCCGAGGGCGCGAAGGAUAUAAGACCUCUGAAAAGACUUUUUCCAUAAAAAGGGAUAUUUCAAAUAUUUUCAUGGAAUAUAAAACUUGUCAUCUGAAAGAGAAUUUUUUUUCUAUAUGUCAUGAAUUUUUUGCAAAAAACCUCAAAAAAUUGUUUCCUUUACAGUAACCUUAAGAUAAGUUUCCCAAUUUAUCACCUAAGUAAGUUUAAGGUAUAUAUCUUUAAGGUGAUAUCCUAAACAUGCUGCCUAGUAUUACAUUGUGUAAGAAAGUUGUUUCAUAAAAUUCAAGCCAUAUUUAUUGUUUGGGUGUUAUACUGAUAUUGUGGAAUUACAAUUGCUAUGUAAAUGUCACUGACAUUGUAUGUAACUAUGUUCUAUCCUUAGCGUGUGUGUAGAAAAACUAUGUUGCUUUUUUGUCCUACUUGUGCCAAUGUUCUAGUUGUGGAAGAAGGAACUGGGUGUUCAUCUUACCGAUUUGCUUGCAAGACAUGCCCUUUUAUUUAUAAUAUUACAAAGAAGAUAUCGGAUAAAAAGUAUCCAAAAUUAAAAGAAGUUGAUGAUGUAUUAGGAGGUGAUGCAGCAUGGCAAAAUGUAGAUUCAACUGAAGAGAAAUGUCCAAAGUGUGAACACAAGAAAGCAUAUUUUAUGCAAAUUCAAACGAGAUCUGCUGAUGAACCUAUGACAACGUUUUAUAAAUGCUGUUCCUGUGGACAUCGAUGGAAAGAAUAAAUAACUCCAGCCUCAGCACGAUAGAGAGGUUAAUGGUUAAUACCUGAUAGAUUCAAGAUUAUAGUUCACAGCAACUUAACAGUGUGUGCAGAUUUGAUUUAGAAGAAACAUUCUUAAAUGUGGAUGACACUUUUUCUGGGUAGUUGUUUUCUGUUUAACCUAUUUUGGUUGUGAAAUAUGCACUUUAAAAAAAGAUUUAUAUAAGAUAUGAACAAAUAGUUGGAUAUUAUAAAAAAUUAGUGUGUUCAAGGUACAGUAUACAUAAUGUUUUAUUGCAUAACAUAAUAUGAAUUGUUUCUGUCCUAUUUUUAUUGUUUUGUUUGUUGCACAAAUAAAAAGACGAGAAGUGGUUAUUUUUCUUUUCAUAUAUAGGUAAUAUUACACUUUAUUCUUGUCAUCUUUCAUGACUUGUUAGACAUUUGUACAGUGUAUACUUUUUUUUUAUAAAAUUCACGUUAUUUUACUUUCUUAUUUGACAAUAAAAAAGUAACCUGUGUUUUAACUAAAAAAAUACCCUCUGGAUCAACAAAAAUAUUUUGAAGGUAAAAGUUGAUAUAUUUAUAACUGUUGUUGUUUUUUUUAUGUAAAAUAUAAAUUUUGUGUUUUGCAUCUAUAAAAUAAUACGCCAGUUGUGACACGCAAAGUUGAUAUGCUUAUUUUUCUUUGAUGUCUUUUUUGUUAGCGGGUUUACUUUGUUUACGUCACGUGAUAAAAACGACUCAAUUUGAUUUGCUGAAAUAAAUUUAACGGCUGAAAAAAAAAACACAAAAGAAAGGUCCUUUCGUCUUGAAAAAAGUGCAAAAAGUGAUUCAGAGAAAGAAAACUCUAAGUAAAGAAGUAUAAGUAGCAAAAUAAAGUUAAAAGCCUCAAGAAGUUACUUUGGAAUUGAAGAGUGGAGCUAGGAAGUAGUAAAGUAAAGUUAGAAGUACAAAAUGAAUGCUAGAGUUUCAAGUGAAUUGGAAUUGAGAAAAAGUAAGAACUUUUAUAUUUUUAGACGUUUUAUUUUUUAGCACAUUUAAAAUUGUCAAAAAGAAUCGCAUUUUUAAAAAAAAUCCAUUGGAGCUUCAAAUUUUUUAAGUUUUAUAUUUUACUGUAUUUUUUAUAAAGAAGCCUAGCAUUUGUUUACAAUGGUUUGUAUAAUUAAUGUUGCAUAAAGCUGUUAAUGUUAGCUUCAAGGCUCCAUUCCAUAGCUAGCUCUAAUAUAUAAGUUUUGUUGUUAUUCCUCUUUUUUUAGGUAUCUAUAGCUACCUUAGCAGUCAAACUUCUCUUCUUUUUUGAACACGAAUUAUGAUGUAACAAGCUAGCUACAAAAUCUUUCUUGAACUUUUAGGAUACUGUGGCACAUUUUUAUGCCCAUAGAGAAUAAUUUUUUCACAUUUCCUGUAAACUUUGCAAGGGGACCACAGUAUGACAAGUGGAACGAAUUUUAUAGAAUUUAAAGUCUGUGU